AUGGCUGAACGAUGGAAUGACAAUUUUAAUCCUUCGACAAGCAAUUCCACCAAAAAAACUGAGUCUUCCGAUAAACGACCCACCACACGGAGAGUACAUGGUGUAGCACAAAUGAAUUUGUCUAAUUAUGACUUAAAUAAACCAUUACACACAAACAGUUCAACAAGUGGACUUAACAAAUCUUCUGGUAAUACAAUAAUAAAAACGUUUAAUUAAAAAUACCGUCAUUGUCAUGAUAAUUUUGGCUGAGCAUAAUAGUUUUAUAAUUUUUCAUUUUAAUUUGAUUUUUCUUUGUUUUGUUUUUAGUUCAAUUUUCAACGGAAAGCAAUAAAGGAAAAUCUAUUGACCAAUUUUCUAGAAGUAUGAAUAGUAUGCCUACAAAUAAUCAAAUGCAUUCACAAAAAUCUCUGUCAGAUGAUGACAUUUCUAUGCAUAUAAAGACCAUUUGGGAAGUAUGUAAGUCAUCACAACACACUAAUUUAUAUUCACAAUUUAAUUACCUUUAUAAUUAAACAUUUUUAGUGAAAAGUAUGGCUAUUGUUUUUAAAAAAUGUAUAUUUUAACAUUAUGUAUUAUAAAACCUUUUAGGGAAACGAAGUAAAGUUUUAACCGAUGCAUUGAGAAAUAUUUUUGAAACUAGUAUAAAUCCGUAUGUUUCCUUAUUGAAAUUAAUACAUGCCAUAUCAGAAGAUAGAGUGAAAGGCAAAGCUAGUACAUUGGUGCAUGCAAGUAUGUAAAUUAAUUUUUUUCAUUUUUUGUUGUUUUAAUGAUUGUGUUACAUUUACAUUUUUACUGAUUUAUAGUAACCGAUGAAUUUUACAAAUGGAUCAAAUUUAAAGACAGUGUACAUUAUGAACAUAUUCUAACUGAUGAGUUAAAAAUUGAAGCAUUUAAAAUGACACUUAACAAAAGAAUAUGUCCAAAAACAAUGAACACAAUCGUUAAAAUUUUCAAGUGCAAUAUGUGUUUAGAUAUUAUGGAAGGAUUAAUAAGAGAAUCAAUAAAGCAAAAACAAUUUAAAGAAGUAAAUUAUUGAUUUCUAAUUAUAAUAAGUAUUUUAAUAGUAUUAACAAUACUAAAAAGUAUACAAUUUUAAUUUUGUAGGCAUGUUAUGCUACGAUUAGUUUAAAUAUACAAAAUAAGUUUACUGUUGAAGAUUUCUUAAUUCCAUUAUAUUUUAUAAACUUGGUCUCUGUGACAGAGGAAUUUUUAGUUACGACUAAAUUUCAACAAGAGGCUGUGGUGAAAUAUUUUGACAAUUUGUUAGUGGAAGAUAAGGAUUGUUUAUAUCAUUUAGCUAAGUAUGAAUAUCCAAUGUAUGAAUAUAAUUUAUAAUUACUCAAAACAUUUGACCAAUCUUAGUUAAGUAAUUUUAAAAUUUGUAUUUUUCUUUAAAUCAUCUCAUUUCUGAUUAUGUUUAGAAAUUGUGAUGUAAUUUUAUUUGAUUUAUUGUGUAUUGAUUUGACCAACACCGUGUUCAAAUUUUUUUUUUACAUUAUUUAAUAAUUUAAUUUUACUAUUUUUUCAGUCGUCUAAAUAUUAUACCAAUUAAUAACAACUUUUCUAAUAAAAAUCAAAUUAAAACAAAUUUAUCGAGGAUCAUGAAAAAAUACAAUAUCCCUAGCGAGUUAGCACCUCAUAUUACCAAAGAAAAGAAAAUGGGAGCUCUAAGGUUCAUGUUUCGUCGUUAUCGAUCUGGUGUUACUGGUAAAAUACAGUUUCUAUUAUUUAUAUUUAAACAAAAUUCACUUUUUAUUUUAAUUGUCUUUUAAAGGUAUUGAUGGUUGGAGAGAAAUGGCGAUGGAAUCAAUUGGUAAUGAUAAGGAUAUGAUGUUUGAAGUCAUCCAAAUGUUAGACAAAUAUGGUGACAUUCAAGAGGCUAUUUAUUUUGCUAAUUUAUUUUCCAUUGAUUCCUCUUUAUUGUCACCAAGUAUACAACAGGAGUUAUUAUUUAGUGAAAAUGCGUAUGUAUAAAAUACUCUUAUUAGGUAUUAUAAAUAACAUAAUUUAGUAUGUUUUCUUAACUAUUAGGAGUGCUGCUGUAGAGAAAUCAUUGCCCUUUGAAGAAAACUCAACUGUAGAGUAUCAUGAAUUAUCUUUAUCUGAAAAACAAAUUCAUAUAAUUGAUUGUGGAUCAAAGUUUAAUGAAUUUUUAGAUAAAAUUAAUGUUGAAUUGUUUGAUACGCAUUUAAAUGUUUUGGGUCUGGAUUGUGAAUGGAAACCAGAAUUAACACGCAAUAAGAGUGAUUUAGCUUCCAUUCAACUGGCUACAGUUGAUUCUAUUUACAUAUUUCAUAUACCACAAUUGCAACCUGCUGAACAUUUUAAGCUUCAUUGGCAUGAAUUUUCUAUGAACAUAUUCAGUAAUAUAAAUAUAUUAAAAUUAGGCAAGUACAAGCAUAUACAUUUUUUUUUUAUACAGAUUUUCUUUUUUAAGUGUCUCACCGUAUUUUACGGAUUUUUCUAGCACUGUUAAUAUUAAAUUUUUUCUAUCGGUUUGUCUUCAAGGGGGACAUCAAUUUGGAGUAAAAUUAAAUUUUUAUUUCCAUCCCAUAAACAAAAACAAAAUAGCCAUUUUGUAAAAAAAUAUUCUAAAUAUUUUAAUAUAUCAUAUAUUCAUAUUCGAUUUGUAGUUUCUUAAUUAUAGCCAUUUUAAUUUCUAAAAAAUAGAAGUGAAAGUAAUUAAUAUUCAAUAGAAGGUAAAGAAUUACUGCCUUGAUUUUAAUUUCUUAUGGCAUAACAUGUUAUUUUAUUGAAUAUUAAUUGUUUUCAUGCUUAAAUAAAAUAGCUAUAACUAUGAAAUUAUUCAUUCAAUAUGAAUGUGUGAUAACUUAUAAUUUUUUGAAUAAUAUAUUUUACAAAAUGGCUAUUUUGAAAAUAUAAAUAAAAAGUUAUUUUUAUUGUCUUUAGGGGAUGAAAAUAAAAAUUUUAUUUUUCUCCAAAUUGAUGUCCCCUUGAAGACAAACCAAUUGCAAACAAAAAUCCGUCGAACACCAUUGGACACAUUGUAUAUAAGUAAACCUGUAUUAAAUUACAGAAGUGGAUUAUUUUCACUUAUUUUAUUAUUAAAAUGGAAUCAUGUCAUUUGAUUAAUAGAUUUAAAUUAUAUACUUAUUGUUUAUAGUUAAAAACAUACUGAUUUGAUUUAGGUUUUGAAUGGAAAGGUGAUGCAUCAAUGAUUAGAUCUACAUUGCCAAUUGAUAAUAUUCAGCUUAACGGGCCUGGGUUUGUUGAUAUUAAAUUGUUAUGGAAAGAACUAGAAGUCCAGUGGAAUUUAUUGCUGCCUUAUCAAAGUACUUAAUAUGUAGUUAAAUUUAGUUUAACUGUUACACUUUUACCUUAAAGUACAUAGAGAUGAUAUUAAUACAUAUAGAUUAUAAUAUAAAAAAGUAUAUAAUAAAACAGAGCUAAUGUUUCUAUUUACACAAAGAUACUUUUCCAAUUUAGUAGAUAUUUUCCAUUUAAAAUACUAUAUCUUUUUUAGACUUAAUAAGAUAAUAUUUUAUAUUCCUACUUUUAUAAACAAUUCAUGUAUUUGAUGCAAUUGUUUCAAACCAUGACAAUUUUAAUGUAAAAAGCUCUAAAAAAAAAAAAUUAAAAAUAAUUGUAAAUACCAAUACAACUCAUAAUAUGUCAGGUUAUAUUUUGUAUUAUGUAUUUAUUUAUUUUCAUAUAUAGGGUGCAGCACACAGAUUUGAAGUGACUUGUUCUUUACAAUAUUUUUGAAGUUUUAUUUGUUUUGUUAUAUUUAAUAGUGCUUUGUGUUGUAAUUUUUAUAUUUUAAAACAAAAUAACAAAUUUACAUUUUUGAACAAAACAUUGGUUUUACAAAUAUUUAAUAAUGAUGUAUGGUUAAUUUUCUAAAAAAAUUUUUAGAAAUGUAAGAUUGUUUAUAUUACUUUCACUACUACUACUAAAUAAUAUCUAUUGAUUGACCAAUUUGUCUAUCAAAAAAAAUUUUGUUAAAGAUUUUGUUGAAACUUAAUAAUUCAUUAUUAGUAAUAUUUUUCAUAUUUUAGUUUUUCAAAAAUUUAAAAUAGAGGAAUCAUAGUGCCAGUAUAAAAAAAAAGAGCCGAUACUGCCGAUUAUACUUUCCCUCUCCUCUUAAACUUCAAUUAUAACUGCCAAUGCCAGUACCUAACUUUUUUGGGCAAAGUACGAAAUACUAUACUACCUAUUUCUUAUCUUGCCCAGUCUUAUAUUGGGUAUAAUUUACUGAUUAACAUAUGUUGUAGAGCCAUGUGAGAUAAAAAGUUGAACUAUAACUACAAUUUUAGAUUCUGAGUUUUUAUUAUAAAGUAUGCUAUUUUUUUGUGUAUAUCUUGUAUAAUAUAUCUUAUUCUGAUUAUCAAUUUCAGAGGUGGUUUUAGGUAUCAAAUUUUGUCUUUUCGUAAUAAUCACUGUUUUUUAAAAAAAAACAUGAUUUACCAAAUAACUUGGAAUCGUUGUUUGUCAGCAAUUAUUAAUUGUCAUUGUGUACCAGAUAUAAAUUCAAAUAGCCUAAUAUAUCUUACAUUCCCAACUUUCCUUCAAUUGUAUCAGAUUAAAGUAUUAAACACUUUUUUAUAGAUUUUAUACAUAUUUGUGAUUAAGUUAAAAUUUCAAGUUUUUAUUUCAUAUAGAAUUUAUUCUUCCAGGUCCAAAUGAUGAUUUAGUCCAUCAUAGUCUUUCAGAUUUAGUGAAAUUGUGUUUUGGAAAGCCAUUAAAUAAGACCGAGCAAUUUUCAAAUUGGGAAAAAAUACCAUUAAGAUAUAAUCAAAUUAAAUAUGCUGGUAUGUAUACUCUAUGAUGGAAGAGACAAACUAAAUAUUCUAUUUUUAAUAUAAAUAAUCAAUAGUUAGUUGUUUUUAUAAGUUAUAAUGUUUGAUUCAUAUUGGACAUAAUUUUAACAUAUACAGGAUGCCAAAAUUGUUUUGUGCAUAGAAGUUAAAAAUACAUUUUUAAUUGAUAUUUCAGCCUUGGAUGCUUAUUGCCUAUUAGAAAUUUAUAAUGUGUUUAAAUCAGAAUGCAAAGCCAAUGGUAUUCCGUUUGAUGAAGUAUGUCAAAAAAUAUCAAACAGUGAUCAAUCAGAGACCUUGAAACCAAAACCAAGAAACAAAAAACACAAACAUGUAUUUAAAAAAAACAUUUUAAUUUUUAUCAAGCUAUGGAAUAUGCAUAAUAUAUUAAUAUGUAUUCCAGACUUAUACCGUAUCCAUAUUUUAUUAUUCCAGAAAGUACAAACAACCAAUAUAGCGUUUAAGUCGCCUCAUACUCAUGUUUCUAAUGUUAGGGAUAUUAAAUUAUUGGUACCAAACACACUGGAAAAGUUAGCCGAACGUCUAAGAAAAUGUGGUAUAGAUACUUCUACAGUCGAGAGAUCCAAAAUCAAUGAUAGUCAACAUAUAAUUAAUUUAAUUGAAACAAAAAAUUUGUAUUUUAUUGCUUUUGGAUAUGUAUUUUCUAAGGUAAAAUCAAAAAUAAAAUAAAAAAAUUAAUUUUAACUAAUUGUUAUUAUAAAUGUUCAUAAAUAAACUACAACCAAUAUAAUUCUAGUUUAUUUUUUUAAUUUCAACUUUAAAAUAAAUAUAUAUAUGUAUACAUAUGUAAUUGUAAUGUAACAAUUAUGAAAAAUAAUGAUAAAUAUAUUUGAUUUUAGGUUGCUGAAAAAUUGCGUGAUGGUCAAUGUUAUUGUGUACAGAGUCAUAAUUUGGAUGACCAAGUUCAAGAAGUGUUAAAUUACUUUAAAAUUGUUGUACAAAAAGAUGAUUUGAAUAGCCGUUGUCAGGUAAAUAUAAAACAUUUAAUUAUUCAUAUAAAAUAAUUUGGAAACUUAAAUAAGUGUUUUUAUUAUAACAAAAAAUCUUGAAAACAUGAUUAGGAAAUUAAAUUUUGUAUUCAAUAUUUUUUUUUAAAAUUUAUUUUUCAUGUAUAUAUUGUUUUCACUGAUGUUUUAAGAUUAAUAUCCCUACCAUAUUUUUGGUUAGAAAAUGUUUACCAGGCAAAUCAAUCGAGACUCAUUAUCUCAGAAAGUAUGAACUUUUUCAGAAUAUUGUUUUGUUAGAUAAAAGAAACAAACAACUCUACAAUUUUGCAUUGGUGUUAUUUUUUGGCAUCCUUAUUUUUAGAAGUAAAGCCACUACCUAAUUACGAUUUUAAAAUAGCAACUUAUAUUAAAAAUACUAUAAAUAGAUGGUAGGAUUGUUCAUGAUCCGGGCCUGUAUAAAUCACCUAAUACUUAUUAUUAUUUAUUUUAAAUUAAUACUUUAUAUCAAUAAUAUACUUGUAUUUUUGUUUUAAGUUUAGAAGUUGAAUAUUGUUGUAUUUAUACUACACAUUCUAACCUCCACAAAGACAUUAUAAGGUUAAAAAUUGAAUUUGCAUCUUACAACAAAACAAAUUACAUCUUAAAUUGAAAGCUUGACAUACAUUUUAAUAAUUUACCACUACUCUCUCCCUACCUAAACUUAAAAGCAUAUCUUAUCAAUGGAAGGAAAAAUCCAAAAAUUGUAAAACCAAGAUUUAUUUAAAUCAAUAAUCUAUUUAUCGUAUUUUUUAAUAUAGGUUGCCAUUUGAUAAUCAUUAGUAGGUAGUAGUUUUACUCCCAAAAAUUAUAUAAAUGUAAAAAUGUAGAGCUGCUUGUUUCUUAAAUUUUUUAUUGACUACUAUUCUUAUUUUGGAUAGAAUACACCAUUUCCAUUCAUCAAAAUAUAAAUUAAUAAUUACUGAUAAAAUAAUAAAGUAAAAACAUAAUUAUUAAAAUGGUUAAUAUUCGUAAAUAAAUAAAUUAAUGAAUGUGUUACCUGGAGUAUUAUGAUAAGUGUAUUAAACAACCGGUUUGGAAUUAAAAAUUCAUCAUCAGGUAUAUCACAGUCAAAAUGUAAAAUAUACAUUUAUCAUUGAUUUACUUAUUUUUAUGUAUACAUUUUUUAUUUAUAUAUUUAUUUACUUUAUUUAAUAAUUACUUUUAUGUUUCUAGUUUUGCAACAGUAAUAGUUAUGAGACAGUUAGCAAUCCAAUUAUGAAACAAAUUUUUGAUGCAAUUAAAAGUAUAAAAAACCCUAGGUCUUUUAGAAAUACUUUAUAUACUGCUGUAGAUGAAGCUGAGGACAAUGAUUUGUAUAAAUAUGAUGAGGAUUCCUCAGAUGAAGGAACAAAUCCUCCAAUAUCUGUAGUGGCUAGUUCAACUCGCUCAUCUAUACCUACUGUUGUGCCAGUAACCAAGCCAUACAGUCAAUUACUGAGUGGUUAUAUUAAUAAAAAUUGCGAGAUAAAUGUAUAUACAACUACACUUGUAUGUUUUAAAAUAAGUCUUACUAAUAAUUCUCUUUUUGUAUUACAAUUUCAGAUAAAACCAUUAUCACUAGAUAUAUUUAACGACAAAAACCGUACAUUUAACAUUUGUAACAUGUGUGGUUCAGUUAGCUGGGAUAACUCACAUUGGGAAAGUGCGCUUGGUAGUAGUUUAGAUAUGAAACAUAAAUAA
Cinara cedri is the source of this 7465-nucleotide messenger RNA. Lineage: Eukaryota; Metazoa; Arthropoda; Insecta; Hemiptera; Aphididae. The record is from the annotation of a GenBank genome assembly.